AUAUAAUAGAAAAUCAUUUAAAUAACUACAAUGUAAUUGUCUAACUGCAAAUGCAUACAUUCAAUAAUAUAGAUUAUGAUUUUGUGUAUAAAUUGUGUUUAAUGAACAACGCUCUCCCUUCGCUGAUACUCAACAUCUUGAAGUGUGUGAAUAGCUUUAAAUAAUCAAAUUUCAUAUGUGAUAGUGUAAUAUUUGAUCACUUUGUAUAUAUUAAAAGUAAAAAAUUUAUUAAGCUAUUGUGUGAUAUUUUCAAUAUUUAAAUAACGUGCAUCAAAAUAUUUCUAAGCAUGUGUAUGAGUAUAGAGAUGGAGGAAGUGAAAUUCAAAGCAACAAGCAUACACUAACAACAAUUUGAAGUUCAGUGUAGAUUGAAAGAAUUUCAUAUUUUUGCUUCCUCCUCUAUUACUUUUGACAAUUUGCAAAAGAGGUCUACCGGCGACAUGCAUACACAUGUAGGAUGCAUGCAAAAACAAGGGGGCAGUGAAAUUUCAAGAAGCAUACGUACGUAUGCAAUAGUUUGAAGUGCAGUGUACUAGUGUUUCAAAUUUUCAGUGUUUAUUGAAUUCUAAAAGCUCUUAAAUGUGUUUGAAGUGCAGUGUCGAGUGUCUAAAAUUUUCAGUGUUUAUUAAAUUUUUAAAGGUCUUUAAUUUGUCCUCAGAGCUUACAGAGACUCAUCUUGUUAACCUAUAAAUGGAUAACAUGGCUUUCAAACCUUAUGGAUUUCAAGAACAAUUUGAAAAUAGAUUUCUUCUCAAAAUCUUCCUAUAAAGUGGUUCACAAUUCAGUUAGCCUAGGCGUGGACAAAGCCGCAAGAAACCAUACAAACGUUAAUCACGUGUGACUGCGCACCUUCACAAGCCCCAUUUGUAUUGUGUGGUAUAAAAUAUAAAAAAGUUGCAACAUGAUUGAACGUGAAGUCAUACACACAAAUAAAACUUCAAAACGCAUAAUGGACAUCAUGCAGGAUAUAAGUGAAUUCUUUGUGGUAUUUGUAAAAAUACUUUUAGAGUUAUUGCAUAGUCUUUUUGAAAAGUUUAUGACCAAAAAGCUGAAGGAUAUUAGCGGUGAAAUUAUAUUGAUAACGGGCGCUGGACAUGGUAUUGGACGCGAAUUGGCGCUGCAUUAUACCUCAUGGGGUAGUGUUGUUGUCUGUGUCGAUAUAAAUGAGAAGAACAAUGAAGAGACUUUGAAGAAAGCUAAAAGACUUAUGCAAAAUUCUGUUUACGCAUACACUUGCGAUGUUGCGGACCGUGAUGCGGUUUUGAAGCUAGCCGCCAAAGUUGAGGCAGAAGUUGGGCGUGUCUCUGUGCUGGUAAACAAUGUCGGCAUCAUGCCGACACAUCCGCUGGAGCAACAUACUGCUGAAGAGAUAAGACGCGUAUUCGAUAUAAAUGUGUUAUCACAUUUCUGGACACUUGAAGCAUUUCUGCCGCAAAUAAAGCAACAGGGACGUGGUCAUAUCAUAUGUAUUUCCUCGAUUGCCGGAGUUGUAGGGCUAACAAAUUUGGUGCCAUACUGUGCAACUAAGUACGCUGUGCGUGGCAUGAUGGAGGCGUUGCACGAGGAAAUACGUGAAGGACCUUACAAGGACUUUAUAAAACUCACCAUUGUUUACCCUUAUAUGACUAACACUGGACUUUGUAAACGGCCAAAAGUGAAGUUUCCCUCAAUGCUCGGCCUACUGGAUCCCAAGGAGGUGGCCAAACAUAUUGUGGAAGCACACCGUGCAAAUGUUUGUGAAACUACAAUACCUGGCAGCCUGCUCCAUGUCAAUAAUUGGUGUCGUUUAUUGCCUUUGCGGUGUGGUCUUUUACUUAAGGAUUAUAUAGACAGUGGUGUUGAAUCAGAUUUGUGA
Bactrocera latifrons is the source of this 1855-nucleotide messenger RNA. RefSeq names its product epidermal retinol dehydrogenase 2. Lineage: Eukaryota; Metazoa; Arthropoda; Insecta; Diptera; Tephritidae. Bases 902 to 1855 code for a protein of 317 amino acids. The record is from RefSeq and is a predicted model, not a curated record. The transcript has 8 exons. Gene Ontology annotation, cellular component: lipid droplet. Gene Ontology annotation, molecular function: oxidoreductase activity, acting on the CH-OH group of donors, NAD or NADP as acceptor.